AUGAUGGGCGGCGCCGCCGCUGGCGGGAAAGGUGGCAUGAUGGAUGUGAUGCAGCUCCUCGUGAGUGCUCUGGGCGGCCUAGGUGGCGGCGCCCUCGCCGGCAUGGGCGGAGGCGGCGACUGGGGCGCCGGAGCCUGGGGCGGCGGCGGCAAGGGUUGGGGAGGAGGCGGCGGCAAAGGCACAGGGAAAGCAACCGGCGCGCGACCACCUUCCAACAACUGCCUCAGACUGCAGGGACUGCCCUUCUCGGCGACCGAGGACGAGGUGAGGGCAUUCUUCACUGGCUACCAGAUGACCGGCAGGAUUCACCUGAAGAUGGACGACUCCGGCCGCCCUUCGGGCAUCGGCUUUGUGGAGUUCGUCUCUGCAGAGGAGGCUAAGAGAGCCUACACUGAGAAGAACUUCCAGACAAUCGGCACGAGGUACGUCGAACUCAUGGAGGCCAUGAACCUCGGCUAUUCACGCCUCUCUCACAUGGUGAAUGUGGUCGUUCUGAAUGCGUGCAGCUUCCGACAGCAGCCGGCAGACGCCGAGGUCAUGGGCGGAGACCAUGACGGAGAUCAAGUUUUGCUGAUUUGGGAUCAGGAGAUUGUGGAUCAAGUGGUGCCUUCCGUGGUACACGUGGAAGAUGCCAGCUUUGAGGAGCGGAGCCAGAAGACUCUGCAAGAGGUUUCUCUUGCGGAGCUUCCGAGUUUGAUGUUGGAUGAGCUGGAGAUGGCUGCUCGGUCACAUCAGGUCUUUCGCGAGGCGGACAACAAACGCAGGGAUUGGGUGGACGAGGAGGGCUUCGAUGGGGAGCAUGCACUCCGACUUGCUGGGAUUUGCCAAGUCGGCGUGGACUGCGCCAGCAACGGCCGAACCAUCGAAAUUCCGACGGAGCUGAAGAAGACUAAGCGUCCUGACUGGUCCUUGAAGUCCAAGAAGAUGCAGCACAAGAUCCGAAUCUCGGAGAAGGCUUGCGGCCAACUCUUUCGGCGGGAGGUUGAAUUUGAACCCUUCGAGGACGUUUGCUUCCUUUCGCCGUUGCAGCUGGGACUUCCGACGUAUCCUCGCGAUCAACUUGAGCAAGCUGUCGACCUGGUGCUCUCGAAGUUCGGCGAGCUGCAGGAGAAAGCCGAGAGGAUCCACCACAGGGCGCAUCUUUGCCGACAGUGGCGCAACGACCUCCGCAGGGCACUCUUCAGGCAGAGCCGCAAAGACCUGCAGGAGGACUUUGUCGAGGGCCUGUUCGGUGCUGCGGUGUACGUCGUGCAGCUGUCCGCGCAUGCGAAGAACGAUGGCAAGGAGGAGUGCCAGAAGUUGAAGGACACGGGAUGA
This is a messenger RNA of Symbiodinium necroappetens, 1317 nucleotides long. The record is from the annotation of a GenBank genome assembly. NCBI's taxonomy places the organism in Eukaryota, Dinophyceae, Suessiales, Symbiodiniaceae.